UGUUGACAUGUCUGCUGCUGGGUUUUAGGGUUUCAGUGAGUGUCCCCCCGCGGCCCGGCCUGAUGGAAAACCCCAGAGACCUGGUGGAGCGUCCGUCCAGGAAACGGCGUGACUCGUUCGGGAUGCUGGACGGUUUGGAGGAGGACCGCAGCAGCUGCAGUACCGAGUCCAGCGGGGGGAGCGGAGCCUCCAGCCCCGAGGACAGUGAGGAUGAGGAGCUGGGGGGAGGAGGGGGGAGUCAACUCGCCCCCCCCUCCUCGUCCCUGACUCUCAUCAAGACCAACGGACAGGUGUACACCUACCCCGACGGAAAGGCCGGCAUGGCGACCUGUGAGAUGUGUGGCAUGGUGGGCGUCAGAGAUGCUUUCUACAGUAAAACCAAACGUUUCUGCAGCGUCUCCUGCUCCAGAAGUUACUCGUCCAACUCCAAGAAGGCCAGCAUCCUCGCCAGACUGCAGGUACUGAAGGGGAAGCCUCCCACUAAGAAGGCCAAGGUUCUGCAGAAACAGCCUCUGAUGACCAAACUGGCUGCGUACGCUCAGCACCACGCCAACCAGCAGAGCGGCGUCAAGAAGAGCGUUACUGUGGAGGUGUUUGACUGGGGUCGUUACCUUGGAGACGGAGAUGUGACGGGAGCGCCGGUCAACUGCUUCAAACAUGUCCCGAUGGGGAAGUCGUGGGGCGACAUCAGUGAAGGCGUCCGGGUCGAAGUUACAAACACGGACAGCGUUCUGCCCAUGAAGGUCUACUGGAUCGCUGGCAUCAUCAAACUGGCCGGUUUUAAGGCCCUGAUGCGGUACGAAGGCUUCGACAGCGACUCCACCAGAGACUUCUGGUUGAACUUGUGUGUGCCGGACAUCCACCCGGUCGGCUGGUGUGCUGCUGGAGGGAAACCUCUGGUCCCCCCCCAGACCAUCCUGAACAGGUUCACCAACUGGAAGACCUUCCUCAUCAAGAGACUGACGGGGUCCAAGACGCUGCCGCCAGACUUCCCCUCCAAGGUCCAGGAGAGUUUGCAGGUUCCCUUUAAGAGGCAGAUGAGGGUGGAGGUGGUGGAUAAAACUCACCUGUGCAGGACUCGGGUGGCUCUGGUUGAACAGGUGAUCGGCGGGCGCCUCCGUCUGGUGUACGAGGAGUGUGACGAUGGUUCAGACGACUUCUGGUGUCACAUGUACAGUCCUCUGAUCCACAGCAUUGGCUGGUCGCGAUCCAUCGGACACAGAUUCAAACGGUCCGAUGUGUCGAAGAAGCUGAGCGCUCAGACGGACGCUCCUGGACAACUGUUUGCUAAGGUGAAGGAGGUGGAUCAGAGCGGCUCCUGGUUUGAAGACGGGAUGAAGCUGGAAGCCAUCGACCCGCUGAACCUGUCGGCCAUCUGCGUGGCCACAGUGAGGAAGGUCCUGGCAGACGGGUAUCUGAUGAUCGGUAUCGACGGCUCGGAGGCGGCUGACGGUUCAGACUGGUUCUGUUAUCACUCCAUGUCUCCCUCCAUCUUCCCCGCCGGCUUCUGUGAGAUCAACAACAUCGAGCUGACGCCCCCGAGAGGUUACAGCUGUCUUCCCUUCAGAUGGUUCGAGUAUCUGAGGGAGAACAAGUCUGUGGCGGCUCCCGUCCACCUCUUCAACAAGGACGUCCCUAACCACGGUUUCUGUCCCGGUAUGAAGCUGGAGGCCGUCGACCUCAUGGAGCCGCGGCUGGUCUGCGUCGCCACGGUGACCCGCAUCGUCCACCGGUUGCUACGGAUACACUUUGACGGCUGGGAGGACGAGUACGAUCAGUGGGUCGACUGCGAGUCACCGGACCUCUACCCGGUCGGCUGGUGUCAGCUGACCGGGUACCAGCUGCAGCCUCCCGCUGUCACUGCAGGCUCCAGAGAACUGCAGUCAGCCUCCAAACAGAGGAAGAAGUCUCAGCAGUACAAGGGGCAGAAGAAAAAGAGGAAGUUGCCCGUUGCUAAGCGAUCAGUCAGCCUCUCGGUCGCCGCGGUAACGGGCGUCCCCAGGAGCCUAUCAGGAGACGAGAACGAGACGCCGCCCAAUUACCCAUCACCCCCUACUCCUGCCUCAGCAGCCCACCCCCCCUCAGCCGACCAGGAGAGCAGCACUGAGGGGGGGGCAGGUUCACAGAUUAAAGAAGAAAACAUGGAAGGAAGUGACUUUUCUUCUGGAAGGACUGAAACAGAAACCAACGGAUCUUCUGGAGAGUUCUUCACCAGCCAGGAUCAGUAAUCCAUCGAUCUCCAGCUUCAUCUCUCCGUCUACUCUCCAUCCCAACGCUCAACUCAGCGACUGUUUCUGGACCCUCUUUAAACCGGCUACAUUAGCUGCUCGUCGCGUCCCGCGUGACAACCCAACUUCCAACAGUUUCUACUCGUCCGUCUUUCUCUUUCUGCUCGGUCGGACCAGAAAGUGUCUCACAGUCCGUUUAAUCAGAGCUGCGGUGUUUUUGCGGAAAAGUGUUAGCCAGCCACCAUAGCACGCCAAGCUAGCGUGCUACUAACUGCCGGUUAGGAAGCGGGCUACUAACUGCCGGUUAGGAAGCGGGCUACUAACUGCCGGUUAGGAAGCCUGCUACUAACUGCCGGUUAGGAAGCGGGCUACUAACUGCCGGUUAGGAAGCGGGCUACUAACUGCCGGUUAGGAAGCGGGCUACUCACUGCCGGUUAGGAAGCGGGCUACUAACUGCCGGUUAGGAAGCGGGCUACUCACUGCCGGUUAGGAAGCGGGCUACUAACUGCCGGUUAGGAAGCGUGCUACUAACUGCCGGUUAGGAAGCGGGCUACUAACUGCCGGUUAGGAAGCGUGCUACUCACUGCCGAUUAGGAAGCGUGCUACUCACUGCCGGUUAGGAAGCGGGCUACUAACUGCCGGUUAGGAAGCGUGCUACUAACUGCCGGUUAGGAAGCGGGCUACUAACUGCCGGUUAGGAAGCGGGCUACUAACUGCCGGUUAGGAAGCGUGCUACUAACUGCCGGUUAGGAAGCGUGCUACUAACUGCCGGUUAGGAAGCGGGCUACUCACUGCCGGUUAGGAAGCGUGCUACUAACUGCCGGUUAGGAAGCGUGCUACUCACUGCCGGUUAGGAAGCCUGCUACUAACUGCCGGUUAGGAAGCGGGCUACUAACUGCCGGUUAGGAAGCGGGCUACUAACUGCCGGUUAGGAAGCGUGCUACUCACUGCCGGUUAGGAAGCGGGCUACUAACUGCCGGUUAGGAAGCGGGCUACUAACUGCCGGUUAGGAAGCGGGCUACUAACUGCCGGUUAGGAAGCGUGCUACUAACUGCCGGUUAGGAAGCGUGCUACUAACUGCCGGUUAGGAAGCGGGCUACUAACUGCCGGUUAGGAAGCGUGCUAUCAGCCGCUAACUGGACAGAAAGUAAAUGUUCACCACGUCUCACCAGUUUGAUCUGUAUUCUGCUACAGUAGCAUUAGCCGGCCACAAUAGGCUACCAGCUAGCGAGCUGGUCAACAGCCAAUUAAGAAGUUAGUUAGCUUGAUCGCUAACAGAAUAGAAAGCAAACUGUCUAUUCAAGCGCUAAUGUUUUAUAAAGGUUUCAUAAACGCAGGUCUGACCUUUUUCCUAAUUUCCCUAAAUUCUAAACUCGCCAUCCCCCAUUUCUGGCUUUCCCACCAACAGUAAUGGAGUUAGUUUGAUAUGUGAGGGAAGAUGGUGCCGCUGUCCGGAGUAUCUUCAGCUCAUACACUCUAAGGACCGAGCGGAGAAACAAGACGGAGAAACAAAGACAGGGAAGAAGCUAAAGGAGCGCAGUGAGUAAAGAAUAAACCAACAAAGGAAAGAAAACACAACAAGAAAUCUUUUGUACGAGAACUUUUUCAACGCCAGAAUCUUUGAUGUUUGUACGUGUUCAUGUGUUCGAGGGUCCAAACUCUUGACGUAAUAUGAAUACUGGAUGCUGUGUAAUGUCAUGUUGAGAUUAGCAGUCAUUUAAAAAACGGUGUGUGUGCGUGUGUGCGUGUGCGUGUGCGUGUGUGUGUGUGUGUGUGUGUCUGAGCAUCGAGAACACUAAUCGAGUUAUCUUCUUAGAUUUCACACUUCUGUUACUUCUGUGUCGUUUGUGUUCGUCGUCUUUUUCUACGUGAAUCUCUAACAUUAGUGUCCAGCUGUUUGUAUUCUGGUUUCUAUUGAUGAUAAACAUUUGAUAACGUUUUUAUGGAAUGAUUUUGACCCGGUGAAGAAGUCAUAUUUUGGACGCAGCAGAUUUUGUAAUAGGAGAAGAUGUUCCCGUAUUGUGACGCGAGUUGAUUUAAAUCCUUGAGUUGUGCGAUCCUCCUCUUCCUCGUCCUCCUCCUCCUCGUCAUCCUCCUCUUCCUCAUCCUCAUCCUCCUCUUCCUCGUCCUCGUCGUCCUGCUCCUCUUCCUCGUCCUCCUCCUCCUCCUCCUGUUCCGUGUGUCAGCGAAGGGAAUCAGGACCUUGUGGGUUUUAUAGAUUUUCUCUCGGGUUUUAAAGUGACAGUGUUUUCGUUGACUAAGAUCAGCUGUGGACGCUCAACCGAUCACGUGUCUUCUCCAAGUUUGUUACGUAUAUUUUCAGGACUUUGUGUCAUCAUGGAGUUGAAGGAGUUUCACAAUGUUGACGUUCGAGGUCUCGGAUCGGGUACAAAAUUCCCGACUGGUACAUAAAAAAAAGUCCACAAUGUUGCAGAUAAUUGAGUCCUCAUGAGUUUAAUGUCUUGACUUCACAGGUUUGAUGUAUUUAUUCUUGCAGCUUUGGGUUAAAAGAAAUUGAGAUUUGAAUGUAUUUGUGUUCCACACGAGGUCGAACCUGCGACGUGGUUCAUGGUGAUGUUUCCUGAGCUCGUAUGGAAACAUACAGAUAUAUAUACUGUAAGUGUAAGACGAGACAUGUAGUUAUGUACCCAUGUUAACUUUCAUCAAGCUUUUUUUAAUACAUUGUGCAAUUUCUGGCAGCAUGAUUGUGAAGAAAGUAUUACGUUUUUUAUGCAAUAAAAAAAAGGUGAGAAAAUACGUUUUGAA
Messenger RNA from Cottoperca gobio, 4994 nucleotides. RefSeq names its product MBT domain-containing protein 1-like. NCBI's taxonomy places the organism in Eukaryota, Metazoa, Chordata, Actinopteri, Perciformes, Bovichtidae. Gene Ontology annotation, cellular component: nucleus. The transcript has 18 exons. Gene Ontology annotation, molecular function: zinc ion binding; chromatin binding. The record is from RefSeq and is a predicted model, not a curated record. Gene Ontology annotation, biological process: negative regulation of DNA-templated transcription. The coding region runs from base 63 to 2228 and encodes 721 amino acids.